Messenger RNA from Labeo rohita (rohu), 2666 nucleotides. It is a transcript of the gene mipb, whose product is annotated as major intrinsic protein of lens fiber b. The record is from RefSeq and is a predicted model, not a curated record. NCBI's taxonomy places the organism in Eukaryota, Metazoa, Chordata, Actinopteri, Cypriniformes, Cyprinidae. The transcript is spliced from 4 exons. Gene Ontology annotation, molecular function: channel activity. Gene Ontology annotation, biological process: transmembrane transport. Gene Ontology annotation, cellular component: plasma membrane. The coding region runs from base 567 to 1361 and encodes 264 amino acids.
GCUUGAUAUGGGAUGCCCCCUUUAGCUUCUGCCUCUCGGGGGGGAUUAUGUCGUCACGCCGGGCCCCGAGGCCAUUAUAAAUGCCCCCUAUGGCCCCUUUGUGGUCCGUCAGACCAGCUCUACUAGGUGUGGGCAGGAGAUGCUCCGUAACCUCUUCUGUGUCGCUCAUCUAGAAUUAGCCCCAUAGAUUUAGCCUUUAGCAUCGAUGUUCAGGUCUCUCUGACAAAACCCUCCAAAUUUUCUACGCGUGCACACACAACCACACACACCUCAUGUUUCUUUAGCAGUCUGGGUGUUGUGCAGGCGGAGAGAAACAACGUCGGCAGAGACGACCUGCGUGCGGCUACAUGUGUGACCGUUUACUCGCGGCUUCCCACACGGCCUUAGCUAACGGCUAGUUCUAUUAAGCGGACUUUCAUCACUCUUUUCGCCCUUGUUUGUUUUUGCGGCAGCUUCAGAAGUAGCUAAGGAUUUCACUUUUUGUGUACUUGUUAAAAAGUUUCUUUUUUUCCUCAAAGACACUACAAAUAAGCUUCGCUUUUUAUUUUAGUUGGAUCUCAUAAAUCAUGAUGUGGGAGUUUCGCUCUAUGAUGUUCUGGAGGGCCGUGUUCGCCGAGUUUUUCGGCACCAUGUUCUUCGUCUUCUUCGGGAUGGGCGCAGCGCUACGUUGGACCUCCGGGCCGUACCACGUCUUCCACACUGCCCUCUGCUUUGGUUUUGCUGCUGCUACGCUAAUUCAAUCCAUCGGCCACAUCAGCGGAGGACACAUCAAUCCGGCCGUCACCUUUGCCUACUUAGUCGGCUCUCAGAUGUCCUUUUUCCGAGCUUUCUUCUAUAUUUGCGCUCAGUGCCUGGGGGCCAUGGCAGGAGCCGCGGCCCUCUAUGGAGUUACACCCAACAACAUGAGAGGCACACUGGCACUUAACACGCUGCAGCCCGGCAUGAGUCUUGGCAUGGCGACUACAGUGGAGGUGUUUCUCACCAUGCAGCUGGUUGUUUGCGUUUUCGCCGUCACCGAUGAGAGACGAAACGGACGUUUGGGUUCUGCCGCUCUGUCUAUUGGCUUCUCUAUCACCAUGGGUCACCUAAUGGGGAUGUACUACACUGGAGCUGGCAUGAACCCAGCUAGAUCUUUCGCUCCGGCUAUUAUCAUGAGGAAUUUCAUCAACCACUGGGUGUACUGGGUGGGACCCAUGAUUGGUGGUGCUAUGGGUGCCAUCUUGUAUGAUUUCAUGCUGUUUCCCCGUAUGCGGGGUCUCUCUGAGCGGCUAGCCACUCUUAAAGGCAGCCGACCCCCGGAGAGCGACAACCAGCAGGAGACCCGCGGAGAGCCCAUCGAGCUGAAGACUCAAACCCUAUAAACCUCCUAAGAACCUGUGGACCGAAAUCUGGCUCUACCUCACUGGACCAUCUCGCCGCCUCAAGCAAGCCUCGGUUAUUAAACUCCCACACUGACGGUCGCAUAUCCAUGCUAAAAUCAUUAAGGAAGCAUAAAUGAGUACAAUACUUUUAGUAUUCUAGGUUUGUUGCUAAUCAAGGCAGGGCAGGGGGCGGAGCUGAGGCAGGGGAUUAGGUGGGUGUGGGCGGGGUUGUUUAUGGUGUGGGAGGGGCUAGAGCUGUUUAUUUAGGCAUGCUUUUCACUUUUCAUCUGACUUCACUUUCACGAUUCAUUUUCAAUUUCGUUUUCUACAACAACAAGAUGUGGAUGUAUGCAACUUAACCAGGGUUUCACACUUAAUUUUAUGUGGGUGUGCAAGUGAGUGCAAAUGUGUGGGUCAUUUUGUGUGUGUGAGGGAGAAUGUGCCCAGGUAUGUACGUGUGUUUAGCUUGUGCAUGACUAAAAGUGUAUGUGUGAGUGUGUCUGUCUGCUGAGCAAUUAUUUUGGGUUUUUAUCAUUACAGCUCUCGUGUUUGUACCAUUUUCCUUAUUUUUACGGGACUCGAAGACACCCCAGACUGUAUUGUUUGCAAUGAUAUUUCAUUCACUUUGACGUUGACACAAACCACCCGUGGGCUGAGCUGUCUGAAACACAGCCGGUCUUUGCCGCCAGUCUUUGCAUUACUUCUCAAGUUUACAGUGUCUGUGUUGCCUUUCAUUAAAUCUUGUUUGAGGAUAACAUCCAUGACUGGGCAAAAAAAUAUGAAUCAUAUUUGAAUGCAAAUAAAUACAUGAAAAAGAAAAGGGGCCUUUGUAUGUAUCACAUUUUGCUCAUAGGGUUAAUGAUGCAGGAACUAAUAUUUACACUAGAUGGCGCUGUACAACAGUUUGUGAUCUUAAAGCAUUCAACUGGCAUUAGAGUUUUAUUAUGACGGGGCUUAAUGAGAGAUAAAGACAUUAGGAAUAGAAACUGGGAACAAGAAAAAUGCCAGUACCUGUUUACAAUAAAACAGAAUUAAAUGCAGUAGUAAAAACGGGAUACAAAACACAAACUCAAUUGAAAUCAAAAUGUACCUUUAGUGAAUUUACGGUCUCAAGAUCAGAAAUAUUGAUGACUCAUCUUGCACUACAGUUUCUUUGUCCAAUAAAAUUUUGUAUAUAAUUUACAACUUUACAAACAAACGCAUAACUACAAUAAACAUUAACAUAAAUACGAUACAUAAAACUAAAUGAAAAUACUAAAAGGAGGGCUGUCAAACGAUUAAUCGCAUCCAAAAUAAAAGUUUUUG